Molecule: messenger RNA, 2137 nt
Organism: Macrosteles quadrilineatus (aster leafhopper)
Lineage: Eukaryota; Metazoa; Arthropoda; Insecta; Hemiptera; Cicadellidae
Product: proton channel OtopLc-like
Exons: 11
Coding region: 1-1884 (627 amino acids)
Biological process (GO): proton transmembrane transport
Cellular component (GO): membrane
Molecular function (GO): proton channel activity
Source: RefSeq, a predicted model, not a curated record
AUGGUCCUCGAGUUAAGUUGUGCUGAGGGGGUGCAAAAAAACACCCCUUUUGGCUGCAGCUUCCACCUUGCUACCCCUGACUACUCAAAGUUUGCUCCAUCCCUCCUGACUAACCUGACCUCCAAGCACAAGCUGUGGCUGUUGAACCAGAGGGUACAACCUGUGCUGAGGAAUGCAGACGUUGACCAUGGUGGAGUCAGCAAACCCUUGGGGGAGCCUCGUCCCUCCUCGACACAGGAGAAGGUUUACAUGUUCAGGAGCUCCCUAACUGGUAUACUCAGUUGUGUCUAUGCUGUGUUCAUCGUUACUCUUGGAGUGGUCAUUUACGUCAGUGACAUGGUGACCGGGGAGGCACCACUAGCAGAAGUUUUCAGCAUCUACUUAGUAGUUGUUGGACUCAUAUACUUUGUUUUCCUCUAUGGUGAUAUUCGAAGAUAUCUCAACAGGGUAAAAGUGCAAGACAGAGGUUCCCCUCAAAAAGAUGAUCUCUCGCUGACUGUAGAGACUCAACCGUCCUCUGUGGAAUGGACUUCCCUCCCCUCAGCUGACAGUUACCCCCCACUACCCCACCACUACUGCUUCAGCCAGGGGCGCCACUCCGGCAGCUUCUAUCUUAAAAUUGGGGCUGCAGGUUUCUGCCUGGGUCACCUGACUCACAGCGGGUUGUUGUUGGCGUAUCAGAUAGCCUCGCUGCAGGCUGACCCAGCUGCCUUCUACCGCUGUGCCAGUGUCGCUACCCUAGCUUUGGACGUCCUUUACCCUACCUACUCAUUCUGCCAACUGUUCUUCAUCUUCAAGUACUCAAAUGUUAUAAUCAACCACUGCCAGGAGCUAGCUAGGUUCGCUAUGAUGCACUGCAUAGCAGCCUCCCUUUGUUUCUGGGUAUGGACCAUUCUCAGAGAGACGCUGGACUCUCUACACCAUGUGGACCCGGAACUACCUCUCACGCCGUACGCACUCCCUCUCAACACCUAUCAGAUUACUUUUCUCAAUACAAGUUCAUCAGUCAACAAGUGUAGAGGACCUACGCAGUUGUCUGAGGUCUUUGAAAGUUUCUCUCCGUAUCUCUAUCCUUUCACCAUCGAGUAUAGCAUACUUGUAGUUGGUGUACUGUUCAUGAUCUGGCAGAACAUCGGCCACUGUGAGAAGUCAGAGUGGUGUCACCCUCCUCCGUUGUCCCGAGGUAGUGGCUUUGUCAGCAAUGUUGUCAUCUACGCGGACUGUCACUCCUCCAACAAAGGAUUGUUUGCUGGCCUCAUUGUAUUGGCUGGAGCUUUCCUCAGCAUAAUACUCUUCUUUGUCGCCAUGGCUGACAGACGCUACAUAGACGUAGGUCUACAAGUCAACGCUGCCACAGAGUUGACCCUGCUAGUGCUGCUGACUGGUGGCACGACCCUGGCCUACCACAAGAUCACGCGACUAGACGUCAACCGUCGCCCUGUGUCUCAGCUGGACGAUCUGUUGCUGUUUGUGUGUAUUCCUGCAUUCUUCUUACAAGCUAUCCUGGGCCUUACCCCAGCUGUGCGCAACAGCCAGUACAUCCCCAUCCUCACUAUUCUGCUACAGGUGGUACAAGUUCUACUCCAGACACCAUUUAUCAUGGACGGAUUGCGGAGAUGCAGCAACUCUCGCAGUUUGAGACUGGAGAAGCCCGGGAGGGAACUGGUAACUUUCCUGAUUGUCUGCAACGUAGCGAUGUGGAUCACAGAGACUUUCGAGAUCAAGUCUCAGUCUACCAGUAGAGACUACCGCUCGCAAUUCUACGGACGAGUGUUGUGGACGAUGUUGAGUCACUUGACACUUCCUCUUACGAUGUUUUAUCGCUUCCAUUCCUCCGUUUGUCUUGUCGACAUAUGGAAAUCCGCUUAUGAGAAAGGCUACUGAGAAUGUGUUCAUACAUUGAUGGAUUGGUUAGGUAGUGACCUGUUUUGAAAAUUUACAUAUAGACUAAUUUUAAUGAUAGGAUAGUGAUGAACCAUAAGAAAGCAAAAUUUAUGACUUUCACCAAAAUUUUAUACCAAUGCUUCAGUGCUUGAUAUCCAAGUAGAGUGCCUACCAGCAGGGAAUUCUGGAAAAUUUUGGGAAAAGUCGGAAAUUUUAAAAAGCUUGGAACAGUCGGGAAAAAGUAAUGAAUUUA